AUGUCUCAAGAAACACAGAAGACACUGGAGCUGGAGGCAGCUUUAGGAUUCAACGGACAUGUGGUCUCGGGCCUGAAGGUCCAUCCAGACCAAAAGCACCUGGUUUAUCCUCUGGGCUGGACCGUCAUCAUUAAAAGAAUCACAGACGGGAAGCAGGACUUUCUGCACGGACAUAACAACAACGUGAGCUGUUUGAGUGUGUCCAGGAGCGGACAGUACAUCGCCUCUGGACAGGUCAACUUCAUGGGCUUUAAGGCUGACAUCAUCCUGUGGGACUUCGAGCAGAGGAGCGUUUACGCUCAGCUCUGUCUGCACAAGGCCAAAGUCGAGGCACUUUCAUUUUCACCAAACAACAAAUACCUGGUGUCUCUGGGAGGGGAGGACGACGGAAGUGUUGUGGUGUGGAACAUUGAGACUAAACAGGCCGUGUGUGGGAGUCCUGCCUCGGCCCAGAGCGCUGGUCACUGCUACACCGUCAAGUUCUCCAACCAAAGCGACAACAUUUUUGUGUCGGCUGGAAGUGGGACUCUGCGUGUUUGGGAGCUUGACGUCCCAAACCGGAAGAUUCGACCGUUGGAAUGUCAGACGGGGAAACUGAAACGCAUCGUUAAAUGUGUCGAGAUCACGGAGGACGACGGGUUCGUUCUGUGCGGCACCACGAGCGGAGACGUCCUGAGGGUGAACAUGAAGACCGGCCUCCUGUCGGACUGCGGCCCCGUCAAGACUAAACACAGUCUGGGCGUCACUUCUCUCAGACUCUUGAGCUCUGGACUUCUGCUCGUCGGUUCUGGUUCGGGGAGUUUCAGUCUCUGUUCCAGCGCCAACUUUAAGACUCUGAAACGGGUGGAGCUGGAGAAAGGCGUCACCUCCAUCGCUUUAGGAGGACAUCAGUUCUUCGUGGGGACAGAAGCCGCUCAGAUCUAUCGUUUCUCGUACGACGACUUUAAGGCCGAGCUCGUGUCCACCAGCCACAGCAGCGCGGUCAAAGACGUGGCCAUCGCUCACGGCGUGUCGGAGCUGUUUGCGACGUGUUCUCUGGAGGACGUCCGUCUGUGGCACAUAAACAAACCCAAAGAACUUCUGAGGAUCACGGUCCCCAACAUGACCUGCAACGCCAUCGACUUUAUGAAGGACGGACACAGCAUCAUCAGCGCCUGGAACGACGGCAAAAUUCGCGUUUUCGCUCCGUCCAGCGGUCGACUCAGGACGACCCUCCACAACGCUCACAAACUGGGCGUGACGGCGAUCGCGGGCGCCGGAGACUGCAGGAGGAUCGUGAGCGGAGGAGGCGGAGGACAGGUGAGAGUCUGGGAGCUGCAGCCGAACAGUCACCGUCUCGUCGCGUCGAUGAAGGAGCACAAAGACUCUGUGACCUGCAUCCGAAUCAAGAGCGACGACCGAGAGUGCGUCAGCGCCAGCUCCGACGGCGCCUGCAUCAUCUGGGACCUACACCGUUUCGUGAGUCUCCAAACUGUCAUGGCGAACACGUUUUUCCAGGCGGUUUGUUACCACCCGGACGAAUACCAGAUCCUCACGAGCGGCACCGACAGGAAGGUCACGUACUGGAACGUGUACGACGGCUCCCCGAUUCGAGAACUGGAAGGGUCGCAGUCGGGCACCGUCAACGCCGUGCACAUCACUCAAGACGGCAGACAUUUUGUGACGGGCGGUGACGAUAAGUUGGUGAAAGUGUGGGAUUACAUGGAGGGCGUCGUGACCCACACGGGCGUCGCACACGGGGGCAGCAUCACCAGCGUCAAAGUGUGUAACGGCGGGCGGCUCGUGGUCAGCACCAGCGCAGACGGAGCCGUUCUGUGCUGGAAGUUUCCUCACGCCGCUGUUUCCUCCUGA
Messenger RNA from Periophthalmus magnuspinnatus, 1851 nucleotides. It is a transcript of the gene cfap52, whose product is annotated as cilia and flagella associated protein 52. The coding region runs from base 1 to 1851 and encodes 616 amino acids. The record is from RefSeq and is a predicted model, not a curated record. Gene Ontology annotation, biological process: cilium assembly. Gene Ontology annotation, molecular function: protein binding. The transcript has 14 exons. Lineage: Eukaryota; Metazoa; Chordata; Actinopteri; Gobiiformes; Gobiidae.